AUGUGUUCCGCUAUUCCUGAUCUUUGUGUAUCCAUGUUCCUGCAGAGUCUGAUGUUAUUUGCCGAAUUUUCGUCCUGUUUCACCGAUAUACUUCUGCUGACAGUUGCCGCAUUUGAUGCGAUAAACUCCAAAGCAUUCAAGUUUGUCAGUCUUCUCGUGCUGCGUCGGCAGACUGGUGAAAAGAAAUGGAACAUCAGUGUGAUAACAAAGGAGAAGAAAACACUUUUCACCAGUCUGCCGGCGCAACACGAGAAGACUGACAAUUUUGAAUGCUCGGGAGUUUAUUGCAUCAAAUGCGGAACUGUGAAACAGGAAGAAAAAUCGGCCUACGAAUCAAGGAACAUCAAAGACUCUGCAGAAAAAUGGAUACACAAAGAUCAGAAAUAG
This is a messenger RNA of Protopolystoma xenopodis, 387 nucleotides long. The record is from the annotation of a GenBank genome assembly. Lineage: Eukaryota; Metazoa; Platyhelminthes; Monogenea; Polystomatidea; Polystomatidae.